ACCACGCGAUGUCAGACUCAAUCCUUAUGCCUCCCACAGUUGAAAAGCAGGACGCAAUGUCUCGUCUCACAGUCGAGACAGCAGUCAAGAUCUUAUGCCGUCAACUCGUCUAAGAACCCUGCGACUUCAACAAUAUCACGGACACCUCCGCCCUCGGCCGCCGCACAGCAUCCUCAUCUAUCAUGCCGGCACGGGCCGCAUCGUCUUCCUCGUCUUUUGGAAGAUCACCACCAUCUUUAUCUGUGCUUUCUUCUGUCUUGUUGUAGCUCCAAACUACAUUCGAUCCGAGGAUAAAUCAUAUCUUCAAGCUGCCGGACUGGCCGCCUGCGGCAUCGUCCCUUUGGUCUACGUAGCCUACACCACCGCCCCCUUCGUAACCUUCAUCUACCUCCGUCUGCCCCCCUCGGCCCGCACGUCCCGGCAGCACCUCGAACGCUUCGUCCGAUCCGGCCUCCCGGCUUCCACACAGCUUCAGGUUCUCACCAUGGGUCUCGCCGGCCGGCCCCGCGCCGCCCUCGUCUCCCUCGCCGACCUCAAGCCCGUUACCGAGCGCUGGGGGCUCGUCAACUACGCCCGCGACGUGUCACGUCUCUCGGCUGCCCGGAAAUGGCACCAGUACCGCCCCGUCGCCAAGUUUGCCGUCCGCGCCCCGAAUGCGAAGGAUGUCCGUGAGGCCUGGAUAUGGGAUACGGUCCGGCCACUCUUGGGCAAGACUCAGCGCCAGAGGACAUGACAUAUUCGAAUCCUCUUUUCCUUUUCUACUUUCCAAUGUCUCAUGGAUCCACGGGCCCCGAGUCGGCCGGGUUCUAGGUGUAUUAAAGUAAGAGGCGUUCGGUGACCACCUGUAUCACUAUGUAAUACGACACGAUUUUGGCCUCACAAAAACGGACUUAUAUUAUCUUGAAGCUGGACAACAUGACUUCUCCCUCGUUACACGAUCUUUCCUUG
This is a messenger RNA of Sodiomyces alkalinus F11, 948 nucleotides long. RefSeq lists its product as hypothetical. The transcript is spliced from 3 exons. Bases 95 to 733 code for a protein of 212 amino acids. Lineage: Eukaryota; Fungi; Ascomycota; Sordariomycetes; Glomerellales; Plectosphaerellaceae. The record is from RefSeq and is a predicted model, not a curated record.